Molecule: messenger RNA, 1146 nt
Organism: Xenia sp. Carnegie-2017
Lineage: Eukaryota; Metazoa; Cnidaria; Anthozoa; Malacalcyonacea; Xeniidae
Exons: 6
Coding region: 155-754 (199 amino acids)
Source: RefSeq, a predicted model, not a curated record
AAUAAAAAUAAAAUGCGACGAAAGAUUUUUGCAAUAAUUUGAUUAAGUUCUCUAAAUAAAACAAGUUUUUAAAGAGAUAGCACAACUGCGCAAGCGUAUUGGCAACAAUUAGCCAAUCAUAAUUCCAGGACCCUCUGAUGUUGAGCAAAUCAAAAUGGCGGAAGACGACGAGAAAGAAACUAAAGAAAGUCAAUCGCAGAGAAAAAUGAAAGGUGAAAUACCUAAAUGGAGCGAAACUUGCAUUGGAUUUUGGAGUAAAGAUUAUAAAGAAAUACCUGGGAAAGAUCCUGAAGAAAAAAGAAGAUGUAGGGGAAUAAGUAUUCUGCGUUUGAACAAGUUUACUUCGUCAAAAAAAGUGAAAAACAUUCCUACAACUGGAAUCGAGAUUGUCAUAAAGGAGGGAGAUGAAGAGAAUAUUGACAAAAAGUCAAAUGAGUUCGAAAGUUCAUCAACAGUAAAAGGUAGAAAUGUAUCAAGAGAUAAUUCAGAAGCGGCCUCACCAAGACUUUUAAAUAAAAUUACUGAAAACUGGAGUAAAAGAUACCAUGAUAUGGAAGGAAGAAUAGUUCGAUAUUACCAUAAUCCUUAUGCUAGCAUGGAAAUCCUAGCUGAUAUUAAAAAAAGUAUGUCAAGUGGGUAUGGAAUGAUUGAAAGAAUUUUAUCUUAUUGUCAUCCUCAAGAGAAGGCUGUGCAGAUUUCCAAUUUUAUAAGUGACCAUUUCAAAAACAUUUCAAAAUGGUGGAAGGAGCAAUAACAAUAUUGUUGAGAUAAACUUACUGCUAAAAUACUGCUGUAUAUAACUACUGCUUGCACUGCUAAAAUAUUUUGUCUAGCCAAAAAGACAUCCUUAAUCAAAGAAGACCAUGUCAAUUAAAUGGCAAAAAAAUAUUGACAAACUGUUUCAAGAAUUUGCCUUGAAAAGUUUGGAAAGAAAUUAGGAUAUUCUUGUCAUAAAAUUUUGAGACUUUAUUCAUAGAUUUGACAAUCCAUUGUCAAUGAAAUGUUCGGAUUGAUCAAUCCACAACAUAGACUGCCAAUGAACAUUUGGCAAAAAGGCUUAUUAGAUGUAAAAGUGUAUGAUGAUAUUUGUCUACUUGUUUUUCUAUAUUGCCUGACAGUUCAUAAAUAAAUGUUCAUUGUAGACUA